Molecule: messenger RNA, 2048 nt
Organism: Penaeus vannamei (Pacific white shrimp)
Lineage: Eukaryota; Metazoa; Arthropoda; Malacostraca; Decapoda; Penaeidae
Product: polyisoprenoid diphosphate/phosphate phosphohydrolase PLPP6
Molecular function (GO): sphingosine-1-phosphate phosphatase activity
Source: RefSeq, a predicted model, not a curated record
AGGAGAGCGACCCUCCGCACCGAUGACGUCACUGCCCAGAUAAGCCUGACAAGUGAACAUCAAGAAAGUGUAUUAAGAAGGAAAUUAUUGCAAAGUUAAGAGGAAUCUCCACUUUUCCCGAAGACUGUGAGGUUGUGGAGUGAGAUAGAAACAGGAAAGAUGGGAGAGAAGAGAGUAGUACCAGGACCUCUUAAAAAGACGCUAGAAUGGGACGUGAAAAUGACGGACAAAGCAGUGAAGAUGUUCGACCAGAAGUAUGGGCCACUGAGCAAGUACAAUAGCAUCUUCAAAGGACUUGAGAUAUCCUGCCAUGGUAUACCUUGGUUAAUAGUAACUGCCACAUUUAUUUUCCUUCUCGACAGUUCUCCAUUUCGCAAUCUUAUGGUCAACAUUUUCCUUGUUCUCAUCUUUGAUAUCAUCGUUGUGGCUGUGGUCAAAGCCAUUGCCAGACGGCGACGGCCAGAGAGAAACCAGAACGAUGAGAUGAUUGGUUCGUUCUCGGUGGACAAAUUCUCUUUUCCAUCGGGACAUUGUACAAGAGCCGUCAUGCUUAGCCUUCUCUUGCCUUUGAAGUAUGACCUGUUCUUCUGGUUUUCUCCUGUCCUGGCUGGAUGGGGAGCAGCAGUAUCCAUCUCUCGUGUCCUGCUCCACCGACACCACAUCUUGGACGUCAUUGGUGGAACCGUCAUAGGUAUCCUGCAAGCCAUGCUCUACAGCUUAACGUGGCUCUCCGAUGAGUCUGCACAGGGACUCGUCAACUUCUUCCUCGACGAGACCCAAGUCGGAGCGAGUUACGACGUAUAGGGAGCUAUUAUGUGCCUUGGUUUGAGUUGCAUUAUAAGCAUAUAUAUUCAGGGAUUUUAUCGCAGUGAUUUUCUUUGGUUUACAGUGUGGUGUGUAUUGUGAUUUUUCUGUUUAUGAAGUGUUUCUACUGUUUUUUUUUUUUUUUUUUUAUGUAAACACUUUGAACAGAUGUUUUAGCUUUACAUUACUAAUGCUAUUUAACUUUGUCUGUUUACAAUGAUGGGAGUAAAAUCAAAAUAGGGAUGCUGUAGGAUGUUACUCAUAGACUGUGAAGUAGAAAUUUUCCAAUUAAUACUAAGAGAGGGUGCCCAUAUAGUUCCUUGAUAUUUCAAGAGUGCAGCAUGACAAUAUACAUGUGAUAAUAAAAGUUGAUAAUAGUGAUAUUGUUUAUAAAGAUAUUUCAAUGUCUUCAUGCAUUUUAAGGAUAAACACAGUAUAUGUAUUUACAGGUUUUUUAGAUUUAUCAUGAGCAGUAGAUAAAAAUCAAUGGGGAAUUAAAAGUGCUGUUUUGGUUCUAAUUUUUGAAGAAUAUAGUCAAAGUGCUAUUGUGUUUCAAAUAUAUUUGCUGAGUAUAGUUGGAGACAGCCAGUAAUUAAACUACCCAUACUUUAGCCAAAAUAUUUUGUACUUACAGGAUAUUCAUGAAUACACAGCAGUUCUUCUAUCAUCAGGGUUCAUGAUACUCUAUAGAUAUUUUUUGUUGUAAUUCUUUGCCUUUAUUUUAGAAUAAGGAUCCGAUAAAUUAUAAUACAUAUACAUAUUAAAUGCUCCAAGGCCUGAUUUCAGGUUAUAUUUUCAUGCAUGUUUUCGAUAUAUAAUAAAUGUAAAGUUUCUGUUGAGUUAAAAAAAAAAAAAAUUAUAUUUCCUUAUUGAGACUGAGGUUUGACAGUCAUAGUUUAGGUUGCCACAUCUUUUAUUAUUUGUAAGGAGUUUAGAAAAAAAAAGAUUUGAUAGUUGUUGCAGAGUCCAAAUUGUCUAAUAAAAAUGUGAUAUUGUCGCUGAACUUUAUGCUAAAUACGGAAAACUAUUAUGAGAAGACUUUAGGUUUUAUUUAAUUGUAAGUACACAAGCAUAAUCAUGUUCUGUGUAAUCAUGAAUAAUUGUCUGAGGAAUAUGUAUAUUUUGAAACAAACCUAUUUAUAUUUACUCUGCAAUGAGUGGUGAACGUAUAAUGGUAGUUAUUCUAUUUUAUAUAAACUGAAAUUCUUUUCACAACAAAUAAAAUCACUGGCCCCAAACUAAUA